AUGAGAAUCUAUGUCCAUCUGCUGCUUCUCUUCGUGGUCAUAUCUACUAUUUUACUCUUGGGUUCCUGUCAAACAACUCCAAGCAGCAAUAACGAGGACCGAGAGGCUCUCCUUGAUUUGAAAUCCUUCAUCACCAGUGACCCCUCAGGGGCGCUAUCAUCAUGGGGGAAUGGCUCGUCGGAGUGCACAUGGACAGGGGUGACGUGCAAAUCUAAACAAGGUGGCAGGGUCACAGAGCUGGAUCUCAGGGACCUCAACUUGGUUGGAACUAUUAGCCCUCACAUUGGCAAUCUCACAGCUCUACGUUCCCUGUACUUACAGGAGAAUCACUUUGCCGGUAACAUUCCUAACCAUCUCGGUAGGCUUCGUCAGCUCCAAAUGCUAAAUCUUAGCAGCAACCUUCUUACCGGAACCAUUCCCCCGGCUUUCACAAACUGCACUGGUCUCAUGACCAUCGAUUUGUCGGGGAACGUCAUUUCUGGUGGAAUCCCUGCAUCCAUCCAUCUUCUUCGGAAGCUUCGGAUCCUAAACAUGGGGAAGAACCAGCUAGAUGGCAGUAUUCCCUCAUCAAUUGGUAACCUGUCACUGCUAAGCAAUCUUGAUGUCAAUACAAACAACCUCACCGGUAAAAUGCCCGAAGCAAUGGGCGGACUGGAUCAUAUCCAGCACCUGCAGCUCUCCAUAAACAACCUAAAAGGCAUGGUUCCCAUGCAACUUUACAAUCGCUCUAUGCUUGUUUUCUUUGCAUUUGCAAAGAAUGACCUUCAUGGUGAGAUUCCGAGUGAUAUUGGUUUUCGGCUCCCAAACCUAAGUGUGUUCCACACUUGCUUCAACAAGUUCAGUGGUCCGAUCCCACCGUCCCUCCACAACGUGACCAAGAUUGAGAGCAUAAGGAUGUCCAACAACCUGUUUACCGGCUCAGUGCCACCGGGUCUUAACAGACUCCAUAAUCUUGUCAUGUACAACAUUGGCUUCAACCACAUAUCAGACACCACAGCCAUCAUUACAGACCUAACAAACUGCACUAACCUGCAAUUAAUCGCCCUCGAUGAGAAUCUCAUCGAGGGAUCACUGCCUGCUUCAUUUGGCAACCUGUCAAGUUCCCUUGUAAAGCUAUACCUUGGUGGCAACCGGAUAAAUGGUCGAAUACCGCCGGCCGUAGGAAGUUUAACAUCCUUAACAUUGCUCAACAUGAGUUACAACCAACUCUCUGGGAGUAUCCCAUCAGAGAUAGGUCGUCUCAGCCAGCUGACAGCGCUUGGGCUUGCCGGGAACAAACUAUCAGGGCUACUCCCAGCGGAGAUUGGGCACCUUACUGCACUCACAAGACUAGAGAUGAGCAAGAAUGAGUUGGUUGGUAGAAUCCCAGACGAGUUGGGUCUCCUCCAACGUGUUCUUUUGCUGGAUAUAUCAAGCAACAAACUCCAUGGGGACAUUCCUGCCUCCCUCUUUGCACUCAGGAGCCUUAGUUCUGUUCUUAAUCUGUCACAUAAUUCACUUUCUGGAGCAUUAAGUGAGACCAUCGGCCAGCUAGAGAAUAUCAUCGCCAUUGACCUCUCAGACAAUUUACUCAACAGCAGUAUCCCACUCUCGAUAGGGCAGUGCCGGAGCCUGCAAGCACUAUCCUUGAGCAGAAAUGCCAUGUCAGGAGUGAUCCCUGACAGUAUUGGGAAUCUUAGAGGUUUGCAAAGCCUAGACCUUUCAGACAACAAUUUAACUGGUACCAUACCUGAAAGCCUAGCGAAGCUGCCUCUUCAACUAUUAAACCUUUCGAUGAAUGACCUAAAUGGGUUGGUUCCAAGCAGUGGAAUCUUCGAGAACCACUCCAUUGUUUACCUCUACGGAAACCCAAACCUUUGCUACUCAAGUUUAGCAUGCUACCAUUCGCAAUAUUCCUCCCAAAGUCGAAAGAAGCACAUAGUGACUGUGGUGGUUGCUGCAUCAGUAGUAGCUGCAGUUUCCAUCCUUGUAUUGGUUAUUGUUAUGUUGAGCUGGUCCCGGAGAUUUUUACCAAAGGCAAAGGCAGGAGCGACACACAGCGGUGUUAACAUCAUAGCAAAUCACCCACUUAUUUCAUAUGAAGAGCUAUUUCGUGUGACCAACAACUUUGACCAAGCAAACCUCAUCGGUGUUGGUAGCUUUGGUUUGGUCUACAAAGCUGUACUACAUGAUGGAACACCAGUGGCCAUCAAAGUACUAGACCAAUCCAAGGUGGGAGCACCGAAGAGCUGGGUUGCAGAGUGUGAGACUCUCAGAAAUGUCAGGCACCGUAACCUCAUCAAGCUGGUCACAGUUUGUGCAAGUGCCGAUUUUGCCGGCAACGACUUCCGCGCUGUGGUUUAUGAGCUAAUGAGCAAUGGAAGCCUGGAGGACUGGAUCCACCAGCGUAAACGCCAUGAGGAUGGGACUGGGCUCAGUGCUGAAGAGGUGCUCAACGUAGCCAUUGAUGCUGCCAGCGCGCUGGAGUACAUGCACAAUGACUGUGGGGGACAGGUGGUGCACUGUGACAUCAAACCUAGCAAUGUGCUGCUGGAUGGAGAUAUGGUUGCAAAAGUGAGUGACUUUGGUUUGGCCCGGUUAUUAGCUCCAGUGCAACCAGAACAACAAUCAGUUUCCAGUAUUCAUGGACUCAAGGGCUCCAUUGGAUACAUUCCACCUGAAUAUGGAUAUGGGAGUAAACCAUCCACAAGAGGUGAUGCCUACAGCUACGGCGUAAUGCUCCUCGAGAUGAUCACUGGCAAGAGCCCUCUCGAACAGAACUUUGGAGGGGAAAUGAAUCUCAUAAAAUGGGUGCGAGAUAAUUUCCCCCGUCGAGCUCACGAAGUAAUUGACAAGCGACUCAUCAGCACUGCAAUUGAUGAUGCCUCCUUAGAAAGGUUGCAGGAAAGUGACACCAAGCAGCUGCUACUGAACUGCCUGUUAAUACCCAUGAUGGAAGUGGCCUUAUCUUGUGUUGUCGAGGCCCCGGACGAACGAAGCAACAUGCAUGAUUCGCUACUAAGGUUGAAGCAAACGAAGGUGACUUUCUUGCGCAAUUGCAGCAUCAGCAGAGGUUGA
This is a messenger RNA of Miscanthus lutarioriparius, 3057 nucleotides long. NCBI's taxonomy places the organism in Eukaryota, Viridiplantae, Streptophyta, Magnoliopsida, Poales, Poaceae. The record is from the annotation of a GenBank genome assembly.